GUAGCGCUCACUCACUCACUCACUGCAAUUUUCAGUGAAGAUCUACAUGCCAGUCUAUAUUUUGUCAAUGCAUCUCUGCAAGAGGUAGUGUUUGCUAGCACCACAGGGACAUUGGUACCCUGUCCGGCAGCAGGGAUCCCCCCUGUGACGCUCAGAUGGUACCUAGCAACGGGCGAGGAGAUCUACGAUGUCCCAGGGAUCCGCCACGUCCACCCCAAUGGCACUCUCCAAAUUUUCCCCUUCCCUCCUUCAAGCUUUAAUAACUUAAUCCAUGAUAACACUUACUAUUGCACAGCUGAAAAUCCUUCAGGGAAAAUCAGAAGUCAGGAUGUUCACAUUAAGGCUGUUUUACGGGAACCCUAUACAGUCCGUGUGGAGGACCAGAAAGCCAUGAGAGGCAAUGUAGCAGUGUUCAAGUGCAUUAUCCCCUCCUCUGUGGAGGCAUACAUCACUGUUGUCUCAUGGGAGAAAGACACAGUCUCGCUUGUCUCAGGACCUAGAUUUCUCAUCACAUCCACGGGAGCCUUGUAUAUUUUAGACGUACAGAAUGAAGAUGGACUGUACAACUACCGAUGUAUCACAAGGCACAGAUACACUGGAGAAACACGACAAAGCAACAGUGCAAGACUUUUUGUAUCAGAUCCAGCGAAUUCAGCUCCAUCUAUUCUAGAUGGGUUUGACCAUCGUAAAGCCAUGGCAGGACAGCGAGUGGAGCUGCCUUGCAAAGCAUCAGGGCACCCUGCACCAAAGUAUCGUUGGCUGAAGGACAACGUUCCCUGGGAGCCUGACAGCAGGUUUCGGCAGACAGUUACAGGUUUGCUGAUCGAGAACACGCGACCCUCAGACUCAGGCAACUACGUCUGCGAGGUGUGGAACAACUAUGGGACUGCUGAGAUGAUAGGGCGACUGUAUGUAAAACAACCACUAAAAGCCACGAUUAGCCCACGGAAAGUAAAAAGCAGUGUUGGUAGUCAAGUCUCCUUGUCCUGCAGUGUGACGGGAACUGAGGACCAGGAGCUUUCCUGGUAUCGUAAUGGUGAAAUCAUCAACCCUGAUAACAAUGUCCGGAUCACUGGCAUCAACCGGGAGAACCUUAUUAUGGAUGGCAUGGCCAAGAGUGAUGGGGGAGCUUACCAGUGCUUUGUGCGCAAGGACAAGAUGUCUGCUCAAGACUAUGUUCAGGUGGUACUAGAAGAUGGAACUCCCAAAAUAAUUUCUGCCUUCAGUGAGAAAGUGGUGAGUCCAGGAGAGCCAGUCUCCCUUAUGUGCAACGUGAAGGGGACUCCUCUGCCUACAAUCACUUGGACACUGGAUGAAGAUCCCAUUGUGAAGGAUGGCAGUCAUCGUAUCAGCCAGAUUAUCACCUCCGAAGGCAAUGUGGUCAGUUACCUGAAUAUCUCUAAUGCUCAGGUCCGAGAUGGUGGAGUUUAUCGCUGUACUGCCAACAACUCUGCUGGAGUCGUCCUGUACCAGGCUCGAAUAAACGUAAGAGGGCCAGCAAGCAUUCGACCAAUGAAGAACAUCACAGCAAUAGCUGGACGGGACACUUACAUCCACUGUCGUGUGAUUGGCUACCCCUAUUACUCCAUCAAGUGGUACAAGAACUCUAACCUGCUACCAUUUAACCAUCGUCAAGUGGCGUUUGAAAACAAUGGGACACUGAAGCUUUCAGAUGUGCAGAAGGAAGUAGACGAGGGUGAAUACACGUGCAAUGUCCUCGUUCAACCCCAGCUGUCCACCAGCCAGAGUGUGCACGUGACCGUAAAAGUUCCACCUUUUAUUCAGCCUUUUGAGUUCCCACGGUUCUCCAUUGGGCAGCGGGUCUUCAUUCCCUGCGUGGUGGUCUCUGGGGAUUUGCCCAUCACAAUCACCUGGCAGAAGGACGGCAGGCCGAUCCCAGCCAGCCUUGGGGUGACGAUUGACAACAUCGACUUCACCAGCUCCUUAAGGAUUUCUAAUCUUUCACUGAUGCACAAUGGGAAUUAUACCUGUAUAGCUAGAAAUGAUGCAGCAGCUGUGGAGCACCAAAGCCAAUUAAUCGUGAGAGUGCCCCCUAGGUUUGUGGUUCAGCCCAGUGACCAAGAUGGGAUCUAUGGAAAAGCUGUAAUUCUCAACUGCUCUGCAGAGGGUUAUCCUGUUCCUACCAUUGUCUGGAAGUACUCAAAAGGUGCCGGGGUUCCUCAGUUCCAGCCAAUUGCAUUGAAUGGUCGUAUCCAGCUUCUCACAAAUGGCUCCUUGCUGAUUAAACAUGUGCUGGAAGAAGACAGUGGAUACUACCUCUGCAAGGUCAGCAAUGAUGUGGGAGCAGACGUCAGCAAGUCCAUGUACCUCACUGUUAAAAUUCCAGCUAUGAUAACUUCCUAUCCAAAUACCACCUUGGCAACACAAGGUCAAAAGAAGGAAAUGAGCUGCACAGCACAUGGAGAGAAACCCAUCAUAGUCCGCUGGGAAAAAGAAGACAGAAUCAUUAACCCUGAAAUGUCCCGUUACCUUGUUUCCACCAAGGAAGUUGGAGAUGAAGUGAUCUCUACUCUGCAGAUUUUGCCAACUGUACGUGAAGAUUCUGGCUUCUUUUCCUGCCAUGCCAUCAAUUCUUAUGGGGAGGAUCGUGGAAUAAUUCAGCUCACUGUGCAAGAGCCCCCCGACCCCCCUGAAAUAGAAAUCCGUGAGGUGAGAGCACGCAGUAUUGCCCUCAGAUGGACCAUGGGAUUUGAUGGAAACAGCCCAAUCACUGGCUACGAUAUCGAGUGCAAGAACAAGUCGGACUCUUGGGAUUCUGUUCAGAGAACCAAAGAUGUUUCCCCUCAGCUAAACCAAGCCACUAUCAUUGACCUCCACCCUUCCUCAACUUACAACAUUCGCAUGUAUGCCAAGAAUCGCAUCGGCAAGAGUGAGGCUAGCAAUGAGCUCACCAUCACCACAGAUGAAGCAGCUCCUGAUGGUCCACCUCAGGAUGUCCAGCUUGAGCCUAUAUCUUCACAAAGUAUUAGGGUCACCUGGAAGGCUCCAAAGAAGCACUUGCAAAAUGGAAUUAUUCGUGGAUACCAGAUAGGUUAUCGGGAGUACAGUGCAGGGGGCAAUUUCCAGUUCAACAUCAUCAGUAUCGAUACCACUGGGGACAGUGAAGUUUAUACGCUGAAUAACCUAAAAAAAUUCACCCAGUAUGGCAUGGUAGUCCAGGCUUGUAACCGGGCUGGAAUAGGACCUUCUUCUCAGGAAAUCAUCACCACGACUCUUGAGGAUGUGCCCAGUUGCCCUCCAGGGAACGUUCAAGCCACUGCCACAUCACCAGAAACAAUCUCUAUUUCUUGGUCAACACUGGCGAAAGAAACCCUGAAUGGGAUUCUGCAAGGAUUCAGGGUUAUCUACUGGGCCAAUCUCUUGGACGGAGAGCUAGGAGAGAUAAAGAAUGUCACUACUACACAGCCAUCACUAGAGCUUGAUGGCCUGGAAAAAUACACGAACUACAGCAUUCAGGUGUUGGCUUUUACACGAGCUGGAGAUGGAGUGAGAAGUGAACAAAUUUUCACCCGGACUAAAGAAGAUGUUCCAGGUCCUCCCGCUGGUGUUAAAGCAGCUGCAGCUUCAGCCUCCACAGUCUUCGUGUCCUGGCUCCCUCCCCUCAAGCUGAACGGCAUCAUUCGGAAAUACACCGUCUUCUGCUCACACCCUUACCCCACAGUAAUCAGCGAGUUUGAAGCCUCUCCCGACUCGUUUUCCUACAGAAUCCCCAACCUGAGCCGGAAUCGCCAAUACAGCGUCUGGGUGGUAGCAGUGACUGCUGCGGGAAGAGGCAACAGCAGCGAGAUUAUCACCGUGGAACCACUAGCUAAAGCUCCUGCCAGGAUUUUGACAUUCAGCGGCACGGUGACGACUCCCUGGAUGAAGGACAUUGUCCUCCCUUGCAAAGCUGUGGGAGACCCAGCUCCGACAGUCAAAUGGAUGAAGGAUAGUAACGGGACACCCAGUCUAGUGAUGAUUGAUGGGCGAAGAAGCAUCUUUAGCAAUGGCAGCUUUGUCAUCCGUACUGUGAAAGCAGAAGACUCUGGAUACUACAGUUGCGUGGCCAGUAAUAACUGGGGAUCAGAUGAAAUAAUUUUGAAUUUGCAGGUACAAGUUCCACCAGACCAGCCAAGACUCACUGUAUCCAAAACUACAUCUUCCUCUAUCACUCUUUCCUGGAUACCUGGAGACAAUGGUGGCAGUUCUAUCCGAGGUUAUAUUUUGCAGUACUCGGAAGAUAACAGUGAGCAGUGGGGUAGUUUUCCCAUUAGCCCUAGUGAGAGGUCCUACCGUUUAGAAACACUGAAAUGUGGCACUUGGUACAAGUUUACCCUAACUGCUCAGAACGGAGUGGGGCCAGGACGCAUCAGCGAGAUCAUUGAGGCCAAAACGCUUGGAAAAGAGCCACAGUUUUCAAAGGAACAAGAGCUCUUUGCUAGUAUUAACACCACAAGAGUGAGGCUGAACCUGAUAGGCUGGAAUGACGGUGGCUGCCCCAUCACCUCCUUCACCCUGGAGUACCGUCCAUUUGGGACAACAGUCUGGACAACUGCUCAGCGGACAUCCCUGUCAAAGUCCUACAUACUGUAUGACCUUCAGGAGGCAACCUGGUACGAACUGCAAAUGAGAGUAUGCAACAGCGCUGGCUGUGCAGAGAAACAAGCCAAAUUUGCAACACUCAAUUAUGAUGGCAGUACAAUCCCUCCACUCAUUAAAUCAGUUGUGCAAAGUGAGGAAGGGCUGGCAACCAACGAAGGGCUAAAGAUGCUGGUGACCAUUUCCUGUAUCUUGGUUGGUGUCUUGCUGCUUUUUGUGAUGCUGCUGAUCGUGCGGAGGAGGAGGAGGGAGCAGAGACUGAAGAGGCUGCGAGAUGCAAAGAGUUUGGCUGAAAUGCUUAUGAGCAAGAACACCAGGACAUCAGAUACACUUAAUAAGCAGCAGCAAACGCUGAGGAUGCACAUAGACAUUCCCAGAGCACAGCUUCUGAUUGAGGAGAGGGACACGAUGGAGACCAUUGAUGACAGAUCAACAGUUCUGCUCACCGAUGCUGACUUUGGAGAGACGUCUAAGCAGAAGUCACUGACUGUCACCCACACAGUACAUUACCAGUCUGUGUCACAGGCUACAGGACCACUGGUGGAUGUUUCUGAUGCCCGGCCAGGAACAAAUCCUACCACAAGGAGGAGUGCCAAAACCGGACCCACAGCUCGCAACCGCUACGCUAGUCAGUGGACCCUCAACAGACCUCACCCCACCAUAUCAGCUCACACCCUCACCACAGACUGGAGGCUGCCCACCCCCAGGCCAGCAGGAUCAGUGGACAAGGAAAGCGACAGCUACAGCGUCAGCCCCUCGCAGGACACAGAUCGAGCAAGAAGCAGCAUGGUCUCCACAGAAAGUGCCUCCUCAACAUACGAAGAGCUAGCGAGAGCAUAUGAGCAUGCAAAAAUGGAAGAGCAGCUGAGACAUGCCAAGUUCACCAUUACAGAAUGCUUCAUAUCAGACACAUCGUCAGAGCAGCUCACGGCAGGGACUAAUGACUACACAGACAGUCUGACCUCAAGCACGCCGUCAGAGUCGGGGAUUUGCAGGUUUACCGCAUCCCCCCCCAAACCUCAGGAUGGAGGGCGAGUGAUGAACAUGGCAGUUCCAAAGGCACAUCGGCCAGGUGAUCUCAUGCAUUUGCCACCCUACCUUAGGAUGGACUUUUUAUUGAACCGUGGCGUGCAGGGCACGAGCAGAGACCUGGGUUUGGGGCAAGCCUGCUUGGAGCCGCAGAAAAGCCGAACCUUGAAGCGCCCCACCGUCCUGGAGCCAAUACCCAUGGAGACAUCCUCCACAAGAGAAGUACAGUCAUGGCAACCUGGUGCUGUGGCAACAUUACCUCAGCGAGAAGGAGCUGAGCUAGGACAGGCAGCAAAAAUGAGCAGCUCCCAAGAAUCUCUGCUGGACUCCCGGGGCCACUUGAAAGGAAACAAUCCCUACGCAAAAUCUUACACCCUGGUAUAA
Messenger RNA from Gavia stellata (red-throated loon), 6012 nucleotides. It is a transcript of the gene DSCAM, whose product is annotated as DS cell adhesion molecule. Gene Ontology annotation, molecular function: cell-cell adhesion mediator activity. The record is from RefSeq and is a predicted model, not a curated record. Gene Ontology annotation, biological process: homophilic cell-cell adhesion; axon guidance; dendrite self-avoidance. The transcript has 33 exons. Gene Ontology annotation, cellular component: axon; plasma membrane. NCBI's taxonomy places the organism in Eukaryota, Metazoa, Chordata, Aves, Gaviiformes, Gaviidae. The coding region runs from base 391 to 6012 and encodes 1873 amino acids.